GGAGCGGAUUGGAACCCGGAGUCAGGAUUCGAUAAAUGAAGGGUCUUUUGCAGAAAAGGUGGGCAUAAUGGCUGAACAGACACCAGAUGAGUUCAUCUGGUGCGAGGACUGUGGCCAGUACCACGACUCUGAGUGUCCGGAGCUGGGGCCCCUGGUCACCGUGCACGACUCCUUCGUCCUCAGCAGAGCCCGGUCGUCGCUACCAAGCAGCCUGGAGAUCAGAGAGGCGCCCAAUGGCGAGGAGGGCGUGUUUGUCCUGCGCCGGCUGGUCAAGAGGACCCGGUUCGGGCCCUUUGAAGCGAAGAGGGUCCGACACGUGGAGAAGGAAGCAGCGUUUCCUCUGAAGAUCUUCCAGAAGGACGGAGUGGUGGUGUGCCUUGACUCCAACAGUGAGGAGGACUGUAACUGGAUGAUGCUGGUACGACCUGCUACUGACCACAAACACCAGAAUCUGACGGCCUACCAGCAGGACGAUGACAUUUACUUCAACACCUCACAGGAUGUGCUGCCAGGAGCAGAGCUGAGAGUCUGGUAUGGAGCUUUCUAUGCCAAGAAGAUGGAGAAGCCUGUGCUGAAGCCUCCUCUUCUGCCACCGCUGCCUCCACCAGAGACCUCAGAGAAAAGUGGAGUCCACAUGCCCCCAGUGGCUGAAGACAACAGCGCAGGCAACAUGCUGAGUCACCUCAACGAAGCAAAGACAGCAACGGUGCUUCCCGUCGACCCGCUCCUGCCCCAGGAGGAGAGCCUGGUCGGCCCAGAUGAGGAGCAGAGCUGCCCCCCUGCAGCUCAGCCCGGACCCAAGAGAGGCCAGAGCCGAGGGAGGAGAGCGAAGGGGCGCCGGCCCGGAGCUGCAGCCGCUGCAAGCAGAAACAAAGAUGUGAAGCCCCAGGUGGAGAGCUCUGAGCCGGUGGCCUCGCAGCCAGCAGCACAAACAGCAACAGCAGCAGAGAGCAGCAGCCUGCAGAGCGCUCCAGACGGCGGUUCUGUCCUGAAGAGACACAAAGCCCGAGAGCACAAGAGGGUUUACCGCUGCUCCCUCUGCAACAAGGUCUUCCAGAACAGCAGCAACCUCAACAGACACAUCCGAUCUCAUGGUGAUAAACUGUUCAAGUGCGACGAAUGUGACAAGUUGUUCAGCCGCAAGGAGAGUCUGAAGCAGCACAUCUCUUACAAGCACAGCAAGAACGUGCCGGACCAGGAGUACAAAUAUAAAUGCAACACGUGUGAGAAAUCCUUUCGCCUGGAAAAUGCCUUAAAGUUCCACAACUGCCGGACAGACGACAAGACGUUCCAGUGUGACAUCUGCUCGCGGUUCUUCUCCACCAACAGCAACCUCUCCAAGCACAAGAAGAAGCACGGCGAGAAGCUCUACUCUUGUGAAAUCUGCAACAAGAUGUUCUACCGCAAAGACGUGAUGCAGGAGCACCACCGGAGGCACGGUGUGGGACCAAAGCACAUGAAGAGAGAGGAGCUGGAGGCGAACGGAGAAGAAGGGACCAAGUACAGGAAGGAGCCUUCACCCUGUCCCAUCUGCGGCAAGGUGUUCUCCUGCAGGAGUAACAUGAACAAGCAUCUGUUGACUCACGGCGAUAAGAAGUACACCUGCGAGAUCUGCGGCCGCAAGUUCUUCCGCGUGGACGUCCUCCGAGAUCACAUUCACGUGCACUUCAAGGACAUAGCCUUAAUGGACGAGCAGGAGAGGGAGGGCUUCAUCAAGAAGAUCGGCAUCUCGGCGGGCGACAGCGACGAAAGCGACGACGACGACGAGGAAGACGAUCCCGAGCACCACAAAUACAACUGCAAGAAAUGCCAACUAUCGUUUGCAAAAGGCAAAGAGUACCUGAAGCACAUCAUGGAGCUGCACAAGGAGCGAGGCUACGGCUGCGGGAUCUGCAACCGGCGCUUCGCUCUGAAAGCCACCUACAACGCUCACCUGGUCAUCCACAGAGAGCAGCUGCCCGACCCUGCAGUGCAGAAGUACAUCCAUCCGUGUGAAAUAUGUGGCCGGAUCUUCAAUAGCAUCGGUAACCUGGAAAGGCACAAGAUCAUCCACACUGGGGUGAAGAGCCACGGCUGCGAUAAGUGCGGCAAGUCAUUCGCGAGGAAGGACAUGCUGAAGGAGCACCUCAGGGUUCACGACGACAACCGAGACUACCUGUGUGCAGAGUGUGGGAAAGGCAUGAAGACCAAACACGCUCUCAGGCACCACAUGAAGCUUCACAAGGGCAUCAAAGAGUACGAGUGUAAAGAAUGCAACCGCAAGUUUGCCCAAAAGGUCAACAUGUUGAAACACUACAAGAGACAUACAGGUAUAAAGGACUUCAUGUGCGAGUUGUGCGGAAAGACGUUCAGCGAGAGGACGACUCUGGAGACCCACAAGCUCAUCCACACAGUGGGGAAGACGUGGACAUGUGCGACGUGUGAUAAGAAGUAUCUGACCGAGUACAUGCUGCAGAAACACGUCCACCUGACCCACGAGAAGGUGGAGGCCCAGUCGUGUCACCUCUGUGGAACCAAGGUGUCGACCCGCGCUUCCAUGAACCGGCACCUGCGACGCAAACACCCUGAGAUCGUGUCUGUGAGAAUCGACGAGUUUGAUGACCUUCAGGAAAACUCCACAAUCAAUGAUUCAUCCAUCAGCAUCGUGCAGCCCACUCUCACCCUGGAAAAAGACGGCAUGUCUCAGGAGAGGCCCAGCCGACCGUCUCGACACGCCAAGAAGAAGCAGAGAGUUCCAGCUGAGCCGGAGCUCUCCGAGUCCGACGAAUACGUUGAUUUCACCGAGCCAAGACACGAACCGAUGGCAGAAUUCAACGCCGUCAUCGUCGGCGACGAGACCGAGACAAGCUCUGCUGUGCAGAGCAUCCAGCAGGUGGUGGUCCUGACCGACCCCAGCGCUCCGUCAGCCUCCUCCCCCAGCUCAGUGGGUCUGACCAACAUCACCGUCACGCCCAUCACCAGCCACGCCCCGGCCCAGUUCACCAGCCUGCAGCCCGUAGCCGUGGGCCACCUGACCGCCAGCGACCGGCCGCUCACGCUCGACAACUCCAUCCUCACCGUCACCUUCGACACCGUCAGCGGCUCCGCCAUGCUCCACAACCGACCGGCCGAGCUCGUCCCAGAGACGGUGGGCCCCGGCGGAGGCGCGGCGCCCCAGUCCGUCGCCCACUUCAUCAACCUCACCACUCUGGUCAACCCCAUGGGCCACCAGCUGGAGGCCCCGGCUCUGGCCUGGAGGCCCGUACCGGCGGCUGAGGGCGGCCAGGUCACUCCGGUGGUGGAGGGGGCUCAGGGGGAGAGUCAGGAGGCCCAGAGCCAGGGUCCCGAGCCGGGCCGGCCCAACCAGAGCCAGCCGCCCACCCCACAGCAGCAGAGCGGCUCCGCACAGCAGAUGUUCAGCUACUGAGCAGACAGCGGGGGUGCAGGUCACCUCACACAGACAUUGUUCCAUAGUAGAGUAGAUUUAUACGUGCAAAGCUUUGAUCACUGUCACCCAGAUGCCUCUACAGCCCCAUGGAAGCAAACGAAAUUGUAAUUAUUUUCUUUUUUUAUAUAUACAGACAAAACAAAGUGUUUGGUGAUAACGAUUCUGCUGAUUACAAAACGGGAGAAAUGGUGCAUUCAGCCAAAACCACUGACACUCCGCUGACAUCUGAAACCAAAGCAUCAUGUUGAAUAUUCAAAUGCCUUACCAGCCUUUAAAGACGUGCAUGUUUUCAAUCUGCUGCUCGGAAAAUGAAGUAUGAAACCGUACCGACCUGGAAAAGAUGGACUUGGAUGGUGGCGAGCUGGUGACAACACUUCCACCGUCACGUGUUCCCGAAAGAGUGUCACUGAUGAAAUGUUAUUUUUAGAAAGCUGUAUACUGUAAUUAUUGUCGACCUGUUGGAAAACAAAACUGGAAACUUUUUUUUACUCUUAUUUUUUAAACAAAAUGCCUCUUUAAACCGG
Stegastes partitus (bicolor damselfish) is the source of this 3951-nucleotide messenger RNA. RefSeq names its product PR domain containing 15 (gene prdm15). The coding region runs from base 68 to 3406 and encodes 1112 amino acids. Gene Ontology annotation, molecular function: RNA polymerase II cis-regulatory region sequence-specific DNA binding; DNA-binding transcription factor activity; protein binding. Lineage: Eukaryota; Metazoa; Chordata; Actinopteri; Pomacentridae. The transcript has 24 exons. The record is from RefSeq and is a predicted model, not a curated record. Gene Ontology annotation, biological process: regulation of transcription by RNA polymerase II.